Molecule: messenger RNA, 5688 nt
Organism: Homalodisca vitripennis (glassy-winged sharpshooter)
Lineage: Eukaryota; Metazoa; Arthropoda; Insecta; Hemiptera; Cicadellidae
Product: protein PRY1-like
Exons: 11
Coding region: 159-1688 (509 amino acids)
Cellular component (GO): extracellular region
Source: RefSeq, a predicted model, not a curated record
UGGACGAACAAUAGCUUUACACAACAACGCCGAUAUCAGGACAGGUAUUGUUAUGAUAAGAAUGUGUCCAGUCAGUUGUCCUGUCACUAUCACUAUUACUGCAAGUUUUCGACCAGUGACAGUGACAUUGACUUAGUGACCACAGAUACUGCGACGAUAUGCAAUACUUCGACCUCCUCUGUCAACCAACAUCAACAUACCCUGCCGGCGUCGCCUUCAUAUGCUCUGUUCUGUCGACUGUCAAACCCCCCACAGGCGACAAUGUCAACUGGGAACGUAUUAUGUCCAGGCCGCCCUACCCGAUCGCCUCUCUGGAUCUGAAUCACAUCGGCAGCUUCACCAGUCACGCCCACGACUUCCAGAGUCCGGACAAUAUCAUCAUGGUGCGGUCCACGGACGAGCGCACCCUCAGGCAGGCAAACGGCACAGAGCCUCCAAAACUGAAGACUGUGACAGUGUCGACGGUGGAGACAUACAACCGUAACCAGAACACGGUGCGCAAGCUCACAACCAAGAGUGUGGAUGGAGUUAUUGAGUCUAAGGAAACCAUUGUUACCGACAUCACCAGAGCACCACUCCUUGGCUCUCAAGUGAAUCUCCGAACAGAAAAGUUGAAGUCGCCAUCUAAUAUUUCAACUCCUCUGAAAACUCAGUCAUUACCAAGGCAGUCCAGCAAUGCCUCAAUUAAGAGCACACCGCGGACACCACAGAAAACAAAGGACAUCAACAAGGAGGAGUUUGCCAAACAAUGUCUGGAGAGACACAAUGAAUACCGGGCCAAGCACAAAGUGCAGUCUCUUAAACUAAACACUGAGCUGAGUGCCUUUGCACAAGACUGGGCUGACCACUUGGCUAGUACCCAGAAGAUGGUACAUCGGCCCAAUAACAAGUAUGGGGAGAACCUGUGGAUGAUGAUGACCACAGACCGAAGCUACAAAGUAAAUGGGGGAGAUGCUGUCGAUAGUUGGUACCAAGAGCUUGACAAGUACAAGUUUGGCACAGAGCCAAAAAAUUUGGAUGCGGGUCAUCUGACCCAGGUGCUGUGGGCCACAAGUGAGUAUCUAGGAGUGGGGGUAGCCAAGAGUGGUGACUACACAUUCGUCGUUUGUAACUACAACCCUCCUGGCAACUACAAGGGCGAGUACGCAGAAAAUGUCCCUCCCAUCGGUGGGUGGAAGGACAAACCCACACCUUCCAAGAGGCCGGGAGGUUUUUCUUCUUCCAAUGAGACAUCGGAGACUUUCACCAAGGAGACAUUGAGGAUACAUAAUGAGUAUCGAGCCAAGCACGGAGUACCUGCUCUUUCAAUUGACCCGGAGAUCAGCAAGUUCGCACAAGCGUGGGCUGACCAUCUGGCAGAGAAGAACCAGUUCGCUCACCGAACCAACAGUCCAUAUGGAGAGAACAUCUUCUGGAGCUCUGCCAGCGCCAGUGCCAAGGUUAUGUGUGACAGCUGGUAUGGAGAGGAGGCUGGUUACAACUAUGACGUUGACCCUUUCAAAAGUGGUGGAGGUGGGCUGAGGAGUGGUCACUUCACGCAGAUGGUGUGGAAGCAGUCCAAGACUCUCGGGAUAGGGCGAGCCUUUACCAAGUCUGGAGCGAUGAUUGCCGUCGCCAACUACUCUCCACGGGGCAACAUCAUCGGCCAGUUCACAGUUAACGUCCUGCCUCCAGGCAAAAGGCGUUGAUCCAUUCCAAGGUGUCAAACCAAAUACAACGUAUUACCAAAGAAAGAAACUUUCCAUUGCUACUUCUAUUAGUGCUAGUUUUUAUUUUACUAGUUUUAGCUGCUGUACAGCUGUAUCUUCCAGUAUUAUAAUUUAUAUUGUUUGUUGUUUGUAUAAAACAUAAUGUUUUGAAAAGGUUAUACACUGUUAGAACUGCACUUUUUCUUAAGCACUUUUAUCUACAGUUUUUUCAUUCAUUAGGUAUCAAAUGGAGAGUUUAAAAAUACUUCCAGUACCUAACUUUUAUAUUGCUGUUGUGUGUGUAUUGUUAAUGAUGGAUACGUGCUAGGAUAUGAGUGUUUUUACUGAUAAUGAUGAAUUUGAUACAAAUCACAACAUUCUGUGGUUUGUAAAAUGCUUUAUACUAUAUAGUAUAGGAUUUACACUACAUCCAGAUAAAAGUGGACACUGUUGGUAAGAAGUCUUCUUUGUCUGCACAUGCACUCACUUUGCCACCAGCGUCAACUUCUAUCUGGAAACCUAUAAAUCACAUAAAAUUGGAAUGAAACCAUAUUUUUGUUAUUUUUCUACAUUAUUUUGGCAUGGUUGUCUUAUUAACGCGUUAGCUACUGUAUAUAAGUAUUGUUACAAAUAGCCUAUGAAUCUAUUUCAUAUGUAAGUGAAUACACUUUUGUAGAUCAGUAUGGCUUUUAGAACCAGUUAAAGAAACUAGGGUAGUCUUUUUUUGUAACCUAAUAGAAAAACAAAUUAUGCACAUUAGAAUUAUAAAAUUUAAAAUUAUUUCCCAACUGUAGUCUUUUUUAUUAUUUUGAGUUAAUUUUCAUACUGAGUAUUGAUUAUUAUUGAGUAUUAAGGCUCAUAUUUACAAUUUUCCAGAAUGUAAUACAGUAUUUUGUUACACUGUAAGUUUGUUUUAAGAAUUUCCCUAACCCAAUUAUAAACAGCAUUAACAUAAGUGAUAAAUGAUAACUUUGAAAACUUGUUACCUGUUACUUUCUGUGACUACUGUUAUAACACCUUAGGGUGUCUGCAAGAUAUUGCAAGUGACCCUAAGAAAGAAAAGCUUGUAAUGAAUUAAAUGAAUAGUUAAAUAAAAGGUGCUUCGGUCCUAGUAUUCUGUUUAUGGUGAAUUUCCUGUAUGAAAUAGAUAGACAAUCUAAAUAAAUGUACAGGUGACCUUUAAUAUAGUUUUAAACUUUUGAACCUUAAAAAUAGUUUAAUUUAAAUUAGUGGCCAAUUUAUUUUUGUAUAAACCUUUGAUUACAAAUUCAAAUUAUGACAAUAGUCAUUGUGUCUUUUUGAACACCAAAAAGUUAAUUUUGCUGUAUAGUAAAUACAAAAAAUUGUCAUUAGAAAGAAUAUAAUUGACCAUCUAAAACACUUUUUAAUUUCUUCUACUGUCUUUGUACUGGACUUAGUUGGAAACAAUUUAUUAAAAACAUUCCAGUUUAAUUUAAAUCUUUAUUUUAUUGUGCUUGGACUAUUAAAUCACCACAAGAGAUUCUCCUUUUCUCUCAACAUUGAUUACCUCUAAUUUGUUAAGAAGUUGUUAAGUUUGUGAUUUAAAUAUGUCAAAGGGUAUUUGGUGAAAAGUACAUAUCAUAUAAAAAUUCAAAGCAAUUUACCCAAUGCUUUGGCUGUUGAUGUGUGUUACACUUCAAUAAGACUAGUACCUUCCAUUGUACCUUUGAUGUACUAUACUAUGCUCAAUUAAUUUAUCUGUUGUUUAUUUUUCAUCAUUUGUGAUUCCAUUAUAGCAAUUAAAGUACCUUUGUCCAUUCAGGUUAUUGUUGGCGAUGUUAAACUAAGUAAGUUUGUGUGUUAUACAAUAAUUUAAGAUUUGUUAUCAAUUUAAUCUUUAAACAGGAGAGAAUAAUUGUGUAUGUUUUGUGAUUUUAUACAUUUUUUACCCAUCCAAAAUACAUUUUUUGUAAUAUUUUUUUUAACUUGUGUAAUAUUUGUAUUUUUACUGCAAUAUUACAACUUGAGACAUAAACUUGAUUUAUACAAUAGAGACCUGGAAGCCUAGAGUUAAUGAUUUUCUUCAUUAAUUGCAUUUUUAUAAUAAUCUAUUCUUAAACGUACAAAAUCUACUGUUACCUUCUAGAAGCUACUUUUAUUAAUGAUACCAUUUUAUUGAAUUUGAUAACAACCUUUAAAAGUUGGUUGAACCCCUUUUUUUCAAUCAUAUUUUUGUUUAUAUUAAAGUAAUGCAAUAACAAUCUUUAUAAACAACUCCGCAUUUCUCAAAGUAGACCAUAUAAUAAUAACUAACUUUUGGCAAAAUUGAAAUUUAUGUAUACGUUAAUGUUUACUGGCAAAGUUUCUUUGAAAAUAAUUGAAGUUAGUUCAUAGUGUAAUGUAUUAGAACCACAUUGAAUACUGAUUUUUUUUCAGUUCCACACAUUACACUGUUAAGUAAAUUUAACAAGAAGAAAAUUGGUGAGUGAGUGGUUGAUGGUGUCAAAUAGUCACUUUACAUUACAUUUAAUUAAAAAUGUGGUGCUUGCAAAUUACAAUAAAAAUGAACUAUGAUAUGUAGAGAUUUGUUAGGUGGUUCUAUAUAAAAUCAAGGAAGACAUUUUUAACUUUAAACAGGUUUCUGUACAACUUUACUAUUACUAAUAAAGACCAAAGGUGCUACUCGUAUUUAUGAUUGUAUUUAAUUCUAAAUAUUUCAUUAAUAUUUUAAAAAUUACCUUGUUUUUUCUUAUACUUAUGAUUAGUUUGUCGAGAUAAAUAUCUGAAUGCCGUGAUAAACUGGCUAAUAUUACGCAUGUGUUGUUAUAUUAUGUAUAAAAACUAUCUGUGACACAGAACCGUGUUUCUCUAACUACUUCUGUUGUUCUUGCUAACCCUCCCAUAGACAAACUAUCAGUUAACAUUUUUCAGUUAAUACCACAUCCUAGUCACGAUAUUUGCACAUGCAGAGUAUUUGAUAACAUUAACAUUACUGUCAAUCUGUUUACAAUUUCACUGAACAAGUCUUUACGUUUUGUUGUUGUUUUAUAUUAUUUAUUUUCUCACAUUUUUGUGUAUAUAAAUCAUAGUUAAAGCUUCCACUACAGCUUGUCAUGUAUUAAAAAAAAAAACACCCUCUCUCCGUACAGAGGUUUGGUAAUACGAUCUUUUGUACAAUUGAUUAUUCGCCGAAAGUUGAGUAAGGAGGAAAAUGCCGUUCUGUUAAUUGCCCUUUAUACAUUAAUAGUUUUUUACAGCAACUUCAUAGUUUGAGUUGCAGUCUUGUAUUCUAUUUGUGCCAAUUUGUUACACUUUUUUAAACAUUUAAAUUUGUUGGAGGAUGUUUUGUCUGAGCUAUUUUUGUAACAGUUUUUAAUGUAAAAUAUACUUUAACAAAUCUGUUUUACUGUAUAAUCUUUACCUAGCCAAGCCGUUAUUGUGAACACCAAUGGUUUAUAUAUAUAUUGCAAAAGAAUAUUCUAAGAUACCAAAGCAAAGCAGUUCCGAUAAAACUUGCUAUUUCAAGAUCUCAUUCCAGGGUUGCCACAAGACUAAAAGUUUAGAAAAUGUUUGUACAAUUUUAUAAUUUUUAUAUUGUUUUGUUACAGCUUUGAAAAUUUGUAGUUGAAACUGAAGAAGUUACUCAGAAUAUUGACGAUAUUGUAUAUAUCUGAAAAUUUAAACUCACUAACAAUACUUGUAGCAGCCCUGUUGCUCCUUAUUUUACUGCUACAUUCCCACAGGUACCCAUAAGGUGAGGUUAGUAGCUGUGAGAUUAGUAGCUGUGAGACAAAGCACAAAGGCCUAGACUAAGGCUUCCAUUGUUUGUUAAUGGAAUGUGAGACAUUAUUUUUGUAGUUUUGUACUUUGCUCCCGUCCGAGCCCCAAGUGCUUGUACUUGUACUGUAUUGGUACUGUAUACGAUGAUGUGCUAGCAAUAAUAGUUGACUUCCUAGAGCCACUUCAGUUACUACUAUAGACUACAACCUUAGCACUUAAUCUCUUGUUGUAAUAAAUAAACAAUUUCUACUGUUCAAAA